GUGUCUCCCUCUCUUUCUCUCUCUCUCUCUCUAACUAUCCCUUUCUAUCUCUAUCUGUGUCUCACUCUCUCUUUCUAUCGAUCUGUGUAUCUAUCAUCUAUCCCUUUUCUAUCUCUCUCUUUCUAGCUAUCUGUGUCUCCCUCUCUUUCUCUCUCUCUCUCUCUAACUAUCCCUUUCUAUCUCUAUCUGUGUCUCACUCUCUCUUUCUAUCGAUCUGUGUAUCUAUCAUCUAUCUCUUUUCUAUCUCUAUCUCUCUAGCUAUCUGUGUGUCUCCCUCUCUUUCUCUCUCUCUCUCUCAAUCUGUCCCUUUUUUAUCUCUCUUUCUGUCUGUGUGUCUUUCUUUCUAUCUGUGUCUGUGAAUCUAUCAUCUAUCUAUCUCUUUCUCUCGCUAUCUCUAUCUAUCCAUCUAACCAUCCAUCCAUCUAUCCCUUCUAUCUCUCUCUGUGUAUCUAUCAUUUAUCUAUUUCUAUCUCUUUCUCUAGCUAUCUGUGUCUCUCUCUUUCUAUCUCUCAUUCUGUUUCCAUCUAUCUAUCUAUCCAUCUAUCCCUUUCUAUCUCUCUCUCUGUGUCUCUUUCUUUCUAUCUGUCUCUGUGUAUCUAUCAUCUAUCUCAUUCUCUCUCUCUUUCUAUCUCUCUCUCUCUCUCUCUCUCUCUCUCUAUCUAUCUAUCUGACCAUCCAUCCAUCCAUCUAUCCCUUUCUGUUUCUCUGUGUCUCUUUCUUUCUGUCUCUGUGUAUCGAUCAUUUAUCUCUUUCUAUCUCGUUCUCUAGCUAUCUCUCUCUUUCUAUCUUUCUAUCUCCAUCUAUCUGUCUAUCCAUCCAUCUAUCCCUUUCUGUCUCUCUGUUUCUUUCUUUCUGUCUCUGUGUAUCGAUAAUUUAUCUUUCUAUCUCGCUCUCUAGCUAUCUGUCUCUCUUUCUAUCUUUCUAUCUCCAUCUAUCUAUCCAUCUUCUAUCUCUCUCUUUGUGUGUCUCUUUCUUUCUAUGUCUCUUUAUAUCUAUCAUCUAUCUUUUUCUCUCUCUCUUUCUAUUUACCUAUCUCUGUCUAUUUAUCUUGCUCUUUUCUAUCUCUUUCUCUAGCUAUCUCUCUUUCUAUCUCUCUUUAUCUAUCUAUCUAUCUAUCUAUCUAGCUAUCUAUCCAUCCAUCUAUCCAUCUAUCCCUUUCUAUCUCUCUAUCUGUGUGUCUCUUUCUUUCUAUCUGUCUCUGUGUAUCUAUCAUCUAUCUCUUUCUCUCUAUCUCUGUCUAUCUCUCUCUCUUUCUGUCUCUUUCUCUAGCUAUCUCUGUGUCUCUCUCUUUCUAUCUUUCUAUAUCUAUCUAUCUAUCUAUCUAUCUAUCUAUCUAUCUAUCUAUCUAUCUAUCUAUCCAUCCAUCUAGCUAAACAUCCAUCCAUCUAUCCCCUUCUCUCUCUCUCUAUCUGUGUGUCUCUUCCUUUCUAUCUGUCUGUGUAUAUCUAUCAUUUCUCUCUCUCUCUCUCUGGCUCUUUCCACACAGCUGUAUAAAAUCCCGCAUUAUUUGCUUUGAACUGCUUUAUAUGUGGACUCAGAUAACCCAGUUCAAAGCAGAUAUUGUGGGGUUUUCUGCCUUGAUAAUCUGGGUUAUAUGGCUGUGUGGAAGGCCCUCUCUCUCCAUCUCUUUCUCUCUCUGUAUCUAUUUCUCUAUCUGUGUAUCUCUUUCUCUGUGUGUGUGUUUGUGUAUGUUUAUAUCUGUGUAUAUACACUCUGUGUAUCAAUCUAUCAAUCUGUGCCUCUAUCUAUCUGUGUCUCUAUUUUUCUAUCUAUGUAUCUAUCAAUCUGUUUAUCUAUGUAUCUAUCUGUGUGUGUAUCUAUCUGUUUUUCUAUGUAUGUAUGUAUCUAUCUAUCAAUCUGUUCAUCUCUCUAUGUAUGUAUCUGUGUUUCUAUCUAUUUUUCUAUCUAUCUAUUUAUAUCUGUGUAUUUCUCUCUCUCUCUCUCGCUUGUCUGUGGAUCUACCUACCAAUCAAUCAAUCAAUCAAUCAAUCAACCAAUCUGUGCAUCUAUCACUCUAUUUAUCUUUCUGUGUAUAUAUUUCUCUCUCUCUCUAUUUAUUUGUGUAUCAAUCUAUCAAUCUAUGUAUGUACUAGCUGUGCCCGGCCUUGCGUUGCUGUGGCGAAGUCUGGUGGUAUGGGAAAUAAAGUAUUGAGGAAUUGUUGGUAGUUAAGGUGGUGCAGCGGAUCAAAGCGGUGGAAACGGAGACCUGCUUGUUGGUGGUGGACAAAGAGACGGACGAGUUCCUCCGGAGCCAGCAACUGACCUGCACGGAGGAGAUGGCGCGGACGGGCCUGGCGGUGGGCGGCCAAAGCCCGGGGCUCCAGCCGCCCGGCGGUCAUAGCAACGCCCCAGACUGGACGCCCCAAGCUGACCCCGGCGGGAGGCACCUCAAGAGGCACAAGCUCAGCUCCAGCUCGGAAAACAGCCGGAAGGUCAGGGAUCUGAAUGGAGCGGCCAAGGAGGCCUUGUGUCCGCGGCUCUGCCUCCUCCGGAAGGGCCCCAACGGCUACGGGUUCAACCUACACAGCGAGAAGUCCAAGCCUGGGCAGUUCAUCCGGUCGGUGGAUCCGGACUCACCGGCGUUCAAGGCGGGACUCCGGCCACAGGACAAACUUGUGGAGGUCAAUGGCAUCAACGUGGAGGGACUGAAGCACGCGGAGGUGGUGUCGCACAUCAAGUCCAAGGAGAGCGAAGCCCGGCUUUUGGUCGUGGAUCCGGAGACGGAGGAGCAUUUCAAGGCGCUGGGCCUGGUCCCAACGGAGGAACACGCCCGUGGUGGUGUUGCCUUGCCGGUGAGCAACGGAUCUGCCCAAACGCAGCUGAAUGGAGGAUCCAUGUCUUCAUCCCACAGCGAUUGCCAAAGUCCUGAGAAGGAGACGGAGCCCCGAAAGAGAGAUCCCUUCGAGGAGAGCGGCUUGAGCCUGAGCCCGACGGCCGCCGAGGCCAAAGAGAAGGUCCGGGCCAAGCGGGUCAACAAGCGGGCCCCGCAGAUGGACUGGAACAAGAAGAGGGAGAUCUUCAGCAACUUCUGAGCUCAGCUCUUGGCCUCUUCUUCCUCCGGCCACGGGGACACUGGCAACGGGUGCGGAUCAUGCCCAGACCCCCCUCCAGGACUCAUUGCCCCCUCCUUCCCCUUCUCGUAGGCUUGCAUUGCUUCGUAGCAGGCAGAUGUCUCAUU
Molecule: messenger RNA, 3178 nt
Organism: Anolis carolinensis (green anole)
Lineage: Eukaryota; Metazoa; Chordata; Lepidosauria; Squamata; Anolidae
Gene: nherf2
Product: NHERF family PDZ scaffold protein 2
Exons: 7
Coding region: 2277-3032 (251 amino acids)
Biological process (GO): protein localization to plasma membrane
Cellular component (GO): apical plasma membrane
Molecular function (GO): protein-membrane adaptor activity; signaling receptor binding
Source: RefSeq, a predicted model, not a curated record